CCGGAAGGCACGGCCGGAAGGGGCGGGCACUGCGCCCGGUGGGGCCUUCGCGCCAUGGCUUCUCGCGGCGUCGUUGGCCUCUUCUUGCUCUCCGCUCUCCCUCUCCUGUGUCUGGAGCUACGGCGCGGGAUCCCGAGCCUCGGAAUUAAAGAUCUCAUCUUGCUGAGUGGCCGGAUAUUCCUGUUGCUUGCCCUGCUGACCCUCGGCAUCUCUGUGGCCACCUCCUGGUUUAACUCACCUAAACCUUCCCGAGUUCACGUGAAAGAAGGAGAAGAGAAUGAGAAAAGGCAACGACUCGUGAGGAAAAAGCAACAGGAGGCCCAGGGUGAGCAGGCCAGCAGAUAUAUACAGAAUGUUUUAAAACCUCAGCAGGAAAUGAAAUUGAAGAGAUUAGAAGAACGGUUUUAUCAGAUGACGGGUGAAACCUGGAAAUUAACUCCUGGCCACAAACUCGAGGGGGAUGAAGAUUUGGUGCUUGGAAAUUCGAGCCAGACAUCUUUUGAAACAGCAAACAGGGAAGCAGCCAGAAGACGGAACUUGCCCAAGCUUUUAACUGAAGUCUCACCACCUGCUCCACAGCCCGCCAAGAAGGAGGUUCCUGACUUACCUGACGAACCAUCAGAAACAGCUGAGGAGGUAGUUACCGUUGCCCUUCGAUGCCCAAGUGGGCGUGUUUUGAGGAGGAGAUUUUUCAAGUCUUGGAAUUCACAGGUCUUAUUUGACUGGAUGAUGAAAAUUGGGUACCACAAAUCCCUGUACAGCCUUUCUACUUCCUUUCCCAGACGACCUCUGGAAGCGGACGGAGACUUGUCACUGGAGGACAUAGGGAUAACUGUGGACACUGUACUUAAUGUGGAAGAGAAAGAACAGAGUGGCCAGUAAAAUCGGAACUACCUGUUGUCCUUCGAGCGUUCACAUUAAAGCCAUGCUGUACGUUGUGCUCCUCUUGUUCACAGGAGCAUACCUACAUACAAUGGAAGAGGAUUGCUUGAUAUGGAAAGCUUUGUGGACUGUACCAUCUUACAGUGUACCCAAGUGAGAACAAGGUAAAAAGGAUGCAAGACAUCUGACAGGUCUGGGCCAGGCAAGGGGGCACAUGCCUCCCGGAAAGUCUGAGUUAGACCGUCUUAAAACAAACCAAUUAGCUGAUAAAGAACUGUGAUUUCUGCUUCUUGAAUCUACAGUAUUUAACAAUUCAGCCAAGCCCUUCAAAUCAGUAGGAAUACUGAUUCCACUGUAUUUCUAAAAACUUAAAAAAAAGUCUUUAACGAAAUUUCAGAGUGGACUGAUUCUAUCUAAUUUUGACCUAAAUCUGAGGGUGAAGUUUUUGCCACAGUAACUUUGGGGAACACAUUGAAACUGCAGUAAGCAUGGCCAUUGUUGGUAGGUGCAUUUUGUGGGAACACACUUUUACUGGAAGUCAGAGUUUGAGCUUAUUUUUGCUCUCAAAGUUUUUGACAACAGCUGUGGCUACAAGCUAGAUUCUGACCAAUUAGUAUUUUGGGUGUAUAGGUGAAUCUGUUCCACCUGGACCAAAGGUUGGGGAAUUCAAGUCUCCUUCUAUCAUGUUAAAAAAGUCUGUUUGCCCCUCCUCCUCCUCCUUUUGGAGUUAAGUAUAUAAGCGUGUAGAAAAUAAACGAGGCGGAUUCAGUAUUCACUGAAUGUCCCUCCUGAUGCUGUUCUGUGUUUGUCUUUUAUCUCUCUCCUCCUUUUACUUAAUAACCCUAAUCCUCAUGCUCUUACCCUGGAAUGCAUGAGAAGCUGGUCUUUGACAGUAUUUGGAGUGUGAGCUGUUGUAUACACUGAUACCCUUAAGAGUCUGUCUUCAGAGAUCUUUCUUAACCUUUGAUAUUUUGGAGAUGGAGUCUCAUAGAGUCCGGGGUGAUCUUGAACUCUCCUGGAUCCUCCUGUCCCCCAUCCCAAGUGUUAGGAUUACAGGUCUAAACCUCUGCUCCCAGUUUAUGAAGUGGUAGGAUUUCAUUAUGCCCAGCAAAGUCUAUACUAACUACAUUUCAGCCCCAUAUUUCCUAUCUUUCCAUUUCCAAGCUACCCAAGUCUUUGCUUUUGGCGUUUGUCUUAAUCACUCUACAGCUAGAUUUAGAGAGGCUAGAGCCUGGUAUUCAUGACCUUGGAAUAGUAACCAUCACUGCUGAUCUGAACUCAGAUCAGUUCAUUACUAUUUCUAGGUUAAGGGAGAUAACCUGUCUUGGCUUUUAAAGUUUCUUGUUUAUUUAGUCUAUCGUUAUUAAAGCAGACAGUCCAAAUUUUGUACUUAAAAUUAUGAACAAAUCAACACAAACCACCCAAUGAAAUGUUUAGAAAUGUAAAAAAUGGCUCUUUAAUGGUCUAAAAGUUAUCAGCAAAUAUUCGAUUUUGUUCUGCUUCUAAAUGUAAACUAUAAACAAACAUUGUAUAACCUGGACCUGAAUAUAAGGCCUGCAGUGAGGACCCGUAAACUCAGAAGUAUAGCUGCUUCUUUUUAUUACACAUCAGAUGUCUGUGGCACGGGGAGGUAGAGUCAGGAGAACCAAGAGCUCAAGCUCUUCUGGACUAUAUGAGACCAUCUCAAAAGCCCAAAGUAAAUGAAAAAAAAAAAAAAAAAAAACCACCAACCACAGUCUUGAGUAUUUGUAUCAAGUUUUAAAAUGCAGUGCUUCCAUUUAAUGCAUACCACAGUUAAUGUUUUUGUUUAAACUGGAAAGUUUAUUUGUUCAGUCCACCAAAUAGGAUGCAAGCACUGUCAGGACAAAUACACAGAAACAAUGCAGAUCAACAUCAAACAGUAAUUUAGUUUAAAUGAAAGGAAAUCUCUUUAAUGUUAUGACAACAUACUCCCAAGAAUCUCUUCUUCAGUUAGUAUACAUUUCAAUAAAAUAAAGGGUAAUGAAUUAAGUGGAAGUCAGCUUGUGAAAUCUUAAAAAUAAAACUCUGACUCUAUUAAUCCAUGCCAGUUAAACAAUGUAACUAAAUUUCCAAGUGCAAAGGAGAUGAAGCAGUCAGUGACCCUUUUUGUUUAACCAGCCAAAAAGAAUGCUUCCUAGGACACAGCAGGCAGACUGAUCUAGAACACAGUGUAGUAAGUUCAUCUCAAAUUGUGCUAAACGCUCAUCAUUAGUAUGGCACAUUUGGUCCAUGAUGUAGUUUAAUGUCAAGACAUACCACAAUUUGUUACAGAAACACAUAGAUAACUGUUGUUUUUAAAUAUAUAUAUGUAUAUAUAUAUUUUAAAAAGCCAGGUAUACUUCCACAUACAAAGAAAGGUCCUGGGGAGGAAUUUAUAGGAAGUAGUCUGGGGUACGCCGGGUCACAUGAGGCUCUCCACGACGAGGUGCUGGGUCAAACUGAAGA
Alexandromys fortis (reed vole) is the source of this 3348-nucleotide messenger RNA. RefSeq names its product UBX domain protein 8 (gene Ubxn8). Gene Ontology annotation, cellular component: endoplasmic reticulum. The transcript is spliced from 8 exons. Bases 55 to 882 code for a protein of 275 amino acids. NCBI's taxonomy places the organism in Eukaryota, Metazoa, Chordata, Mammalia, Rodentia, Cricetidae. The record is from RefSeq and is a predicted model, not a curated record. Gene Ontology annotation, molecular function: ubiquitin binding.